Molecule: messenger RNA, 3053 nt
Organism: Alexandromys fortis (reed vole)
Lineage: Eukaryota; Metazoa; Chordata; Mammalia; Rodentia; Cricetidae
Gene: Oxr1
Product: oxidation resistance 1
Exons: 15
Coding region: 107-2713 (868 amino acids)
Biological process (GO): response to oxidative stress
Cellular component (GO): nucleus
Source: RefSeq, a predicted model, not a curated record
CCGCUCGCCUGCAGGCGCGGAGCCGCCGCCCCCGGCUCGGCAGGCUGGGCGGGCGCUGUCGCGCGGCGGCCGCGGCCCUCAGAGAACCGUGGCGACGGGCGGCGGCAUGGACUACCUGACCACGUUCACCGGCAAGAGCGGCCGGCUGCUGCGGGGCACGGCCAGCCGCCUGUGGGGUCUCGGCGGCGGCGGAGGCGGCGGCGAAGCUCGGCAGGUGCGCUUCGAGGACUACCUGAGGGAGCCGGCUCCGGGCGACCCCGGCUGCGGGCCCGCCGAGCAUCGGCCGCCCUCGCCGGUCAGCCCCGAGGGACCCGACACUGGCCAAAAGAAGAACCAAGACAAGAAAGAUGGACGAAGGAUGUCUUUCCAGAAGCCUAAAGGAACUAUUGAGUAUACUGUUGAAUCAAGGGAUUCUUUGAAUAGCAUAGCCCUGAAAUUUGAUACCACACCGAACGAGCUUGUUCAGUUAAAUAAGUUAUUCUCCCGAGCUGUCGUGACUGGGCAGGUUUUAUAUGUUCCUGAUCCUGAAUAUGUCUCCAGUGUUGAGAGCUCUCCAUCUCUGAGCCCAGUAAGUCCUCUGUCGCCGACGUCCUCCGAGGCUGAGUUUGAUAAAACCACUACUCCUGAUGCUGUCCAUCCAAAAGAAGCACCUCCCUCAUCUACUGCCAGCAGUAUUAGGCCUGCAAGAGUUGUGUCUUCAACUUCUGAGGAAGAAGAAGCAUUUACUGAGAAAUUUCUCAAAAUUAAUUGCAAAUAUAUCACCAAUGGCAAGGGCACCGUCAGUGGCGUGCUGCUAGUCACACCAAAUAAUAUAAUGUUCGAUCCACAUAAAACAGACCCCUUGGUUCAAGAGAAUGGCUGUGAGGAGUACGGCAUCAUGUGUCCAAUGGAAGAGGUGAUGUCAGCUGCCAUGUACAAAGAAAUUUUGGAUAGCAAAAUAAAGGAGUCCUUGCCCACAGAACUAGACCAGUUGUCAGGAAGGGACUUCUGCCAUUCUAAGAAAAUGACAGGCGUUGCUGCUGAGGAAACGGACUCGCGAGCCCGCGACCCGGGUAAUGACAGCGCCAGCACAGCUCCCAGGAGCACCGGGGAGUCUCUCUCCGAGGACGUCUUCUCCGAGUCAGAACUCUCUCCCAUCCGGGAGGAGCUCCUCUCCGAGCCGCGGCAGGAUAAGUCAUCCGACGCGUCCUCAGAGUCUGUGCAAACCAUCAGUCAGAUGGAAGUGGAGUCGGUGGCAGUCAAGUCAGAGUCUCCUAACAUUCCUGACCACGUUAACUCCAAUACUGAACAUUCUUCAAACCAAGAGGCUUUAUCUCAUGAAACUGAUUUAAGUAGUCUUGAACUCGCCACUAAGGAAGGAGAUAAGGCUACAGAAAAACUUGAAGUCUCAGGCCCCAAAGAGCAAAGCAUAGAUGUAAAAAGUCAUGGUGACCGGGAUUCUUCUUUCCGUCAUGAAAAUUCACUACAGCAAGAGGGAGGAGAAGGGAGUGUACCUUCUGGAGAAGCAGUGGAACUUAAGGAAAAGCAAACUGUUCAGAAGGAUAGACAGGGGAAAGAGCAAAAGCGGGACUCAGAGACUGAAGUAGAGGAGCUGCGUAAACUCUGGAAAAGCCACUCGAUGCAGCGAGCCAAGCAGCAAAGAGACAGCAGCAUCCAGCAGGCGUCCCAGAAAGAAGGGAAACAUCAAGGGGCACCCGUGGAUGGACGUGUGGACGGGUCUUCACUUCUAAAGGAUAAGAGAAGGCAUCGAUUACACAAAUUCUUGUGUCUCCGAGUUGGAAAGCCGAUGAGGAAAACCUUUGUGUCUCAGGCCAGUGCUACCAUGCAGCAGUAUGCACAGAGAGAUAAGAAACAUGAAUAUUGGUUUGCAGUGCCCCAAGAAAGGACAGAGCACUUGUAUGCCUUCUUCAUUCAGUGGAGUCCGGAAAUCUAUGCAGAAGAUACUGGUGAAUAUACCAGAGAGCCUGGGUUCAUAGUCGUCAAGAAGAUUGAGGAGUCUGAAGCAAACGAAGAUCCUGCAGCUGACGCAGCAGCCAGAGAGUGGGAGGUAGUGUCAGUGGCCGAGUACCACCGCAGGAUCGAUGCGCUAAACACUGAGGAGCUGCGCACACUCUGCAGACGUCUCCAGAUUACUACAAAGGAAGACAUAAACUCAAAGCAGUCUACCCCAGCGAAAGCAGACCUGGAGUCUGAAUCUUUCCGACCAAACCUAAGUGACCCCAGUGAACUCUUACUGCCCGAUCAGAUUGAAAAGCUUACGAAGCAUCUUCCACCAAGAACCAUUGGCUAUCCAUGGACACUUGUGUAUGGUACUGGGAAGCAUGGCACAAGUUUGAAGACCCUUUAUAGAACAAUGGCAGGCUUAGACACUCCGGUGCUGAUGGUGAUUAAAGACAGUGAUGGACAGGUCUUUGGUGCACUAGCAUCCGAGCCAUUUAAAGUAAGUGAUGGCUUCUAUGGCACUGGAGAAACCUUUGUUUUUACCUUCUGUCCAGAAUUUGAGGUUUUUAAGUGGACAGGAGAUAAUAUGUUUUUUAUCAAAGGAGACAUGGAUUCCUUAGCAUUUGGUGGUGGAGGCGGAGAAUUUGCCCUUUGGCUUGAUGGAGAUCUCUACCAUGGAAGAAGCCAUUCCUGUAAAACGUUUGGGAAUCAUACGCUUUCUAAGAAGGAAGAUUUCUUUAUCCAAGACAUUGAAAUCUGGGCUUUUGAAUAAAUGCAGUGCUCUCGGUCUUAGCAGGACAUCAGCCCAAACCUGAACUGACAAAGCAUUGUUUGGAAUGUUCAAGAAGCAAUACAAUUAACAUGUCACUGUGCUUUCUAGUCAGUCAUUUGCCAUUUACUGCAGCUAUAAUUUUGGAGUUUAUUUUUCGAAUCAUGUUUCUGUCCCAGAGCUCUUCUGUUCGCACCAUGGCCUGGGUUCCCGCAGUAUGACAGCUGGGUGGAGUUUGGUCAGCAUAUUGCAGCAUUUUGAUCAUGGAGGCCACCACAUUUUCAGUUCCUGUUCUCUCAGUCUCCCAGUUGAAUGGUGCUCUGUUGUUCAGCUUUUUUUUUUU